UUCACCAUGGUAACCCACAACGAAGUAUAAAAAUUUUCAGUCAUUCAAAAUUCUUGUGUGUACCUAAAUUUACAAGUUUUUCCGGCAACAAUAGAUCAUUAUAACAAACUACAGAGUCGAGAGAGAGAAUCGGGGCAUCAGAAGACAUAACGCCAUGAGGGUGGGGGCGCCAUGAGAAGAUCGUGCUCGGAUGAGACCACUUCCAGCUCGGACUCGUGCGAUUUGAGCAGCAGCUCCGAUGACAGCGUUUGCCAGUGCGACGCCCACAGCUCGUCAGCGUCUUCGGACUCGGACAGCGUAGGCCAUUGCAGAAGCCGCGAGUAUGUUUGCCGUGGGCCCUCGAGCUUCGGACCUGGCUUCAGACACCCCCACCAGACACAGCCACAGCGCCAAUCCCCCAAACACUCUGCCCCAUCCUCGAGAAGAACCUCGUUCCAAAAGGUAGGUGGGACCCAGAGACACAGACUAAGAUCAGGCCAUCGUGAUUCUCGAACGAGUGGGAAAGAUGAGUGUGCUAGAGAUCGUAAACGCAAAGCGACCUGGGGAAGUGUAGAUGCGAAUCACCCUGUAAACAAUUCAACCCAAGAGUACCGUUGCUUGAAGAAAGAAGGGUCCAACAAGUUCACUUGUGUCAUCGUCGAGAAACCCAAGGUGCCAAAAUCCAUCAUCAGUUGGACCGAUAGCAGCGCAAGAGAUUGCUCCCUGAACAUGAGAGGCAACGCAGGUGCCGAUGAUCCGAAAGACGCGAAAUCGCCUUCGCCCUCUAAAGAGCAAUGCCUUCAAAAAGAAGUGAACAUCAAGAAAGAACCUGUUUCGAGUAGCGACUCCAUCUCUGCAAAAGAUCCGUGCCCUCAGAAAAAAGAAUCGUCCCCCAAGAAGGAUCCCUGUAUCAAGAAAGAGGUAAGUGGUCAUCGUGGGCGCUCUCCGAAUAAAAACGACUGCGCGGCGCAAAGUAUUUGCUCCCGGGGUAGUUCCUGCUCCAAGUCCAGCAUCUGCAAGAACGGCAAUAACUUCGAGCCUAAAGAAAGUUACUGCUCCGAAGCAAAUACCAACAAAGGUAGCGAUGUCGGCGGCGCUGUCAAGGGUAACGAAACUUCCGAUGCGAAGAACAACCUUUGCAAUCUGAAGUGCGGCGUUCCUUCCAAUGAUAAGAGCACCGAUCCCUGCAAAAUGAAACGUAGCGAUUCCCCGAAUACCAAGAGCAGCGAUGUCUGCAAAGCCAAGAGCAAGGAGGUCUGCAAAACUUGGGGUAGUGCUUGCAAAGCUAAGAGCAACGAAGUUUGCAAAGCUAAAAGUAACAAUGUCUGCAAAGCGAAGAGCAGCACCUCUACCACCAAGAGCUCCGGAUCCUGCGACGCGAAGCGCACCAAUUCCUGCUGCGCGAAGCACAGUCGCUCCUGCACGAAGUGCAACAAAAAGACCAGUUCCAACGCGAAGGAUCCCUGCAACACGCAGAAAAACCACGAAGUAUCGAAGAGUUGUCGCAUCAACGUCUGCCACUCGGAUUCGCAAGGGAACGUCUGCUACGCGGCGUCGAAGAAAGUCAGCGAGUCGGCCAAGAAUUUCCCCGAAUGCGAAAAAGGCUCCCAAACAAACCUAUGCAAACAAGCUAGGAGAAAUUCUUGCAAGCGAGAUUGCCCCACCAAGCCAAGCGACCACGAGGUCAAGAAAUCUAAGCCUGACCCUUGCUCAAAGCCUCAGGUUUGUUCCGCAAAGCCAGUUUGCGGAAAGGAUAUUAAAAAAGCCGUCGCAGACAAAGCCUCUCAGACGAUGAUCAGGUGCUCCACGAAGAAGCGUCCUGAUGAGCGGAGAUGCUCCAGAAACAGUUCGGGCACUCAGGGGAGCGAGAGACAGAGCGACAAGAAGAGGGAUGUCUGCUCAAAGCGUGCAGCCAGUGUCUCUCCCAAAAGGAGCGCUGACAAAUAUUCCAUCAGUGAGCCUGGAUGUAGCCUUGCCUGUAAGGAAUCCUUUAUGCCGACUCGAAACGACCCUUGCGCAGAGAUCGCUCGUACCAGUUGCAGCAUGAAGUCCGACGACCUUAAGUCCGUAGAGUCGGAAGCAUCGUGUAUUUGCGAAUGCGGGGACCCAACAUGCGACGUGACCAUACGGCCCAGAUCGAGGAGGCCGAAGAGAAGCCUCCUGAAGAAGAUCUUCUGCAAGAGGAGGAGGACACCAAGAGAUCGCUGCGACAGGAAUGAGGAUAAAGAGAGGCGUAAGCGCGAGAAGCAGUGCGAGAAAGAAAGGAAAUGCAGGGAGAAAGCCGAAAGGAAGGCAAGGAAGGCUAGGGAGAAAGCAUGCAAAAAGAGACGCAAGGAAUUAGAGAAGGCUAGGAAAAGAGGGGAAAAGCAGAGGAAGAAGUGUGAGUGCGAGAUAGCGAAGGCGUGCAAAAAGUUGGAGAGGGUGAGUAGUAAAUGCGAGAGAAAAACGAGUAAGUAUCAGAGAGAUGUGAAAUGUAAAGAAGAGGUAUGCAUGAAAAGUUGUGUAUCAAGUUCCUCUAGUGAGGACUCAAAUCACUGUUAGGAUAAUUUCUCUUUUAAUAGCGAGCACCCACCAUCCACCACAAAAAUUUGGGAGGAACGGGUUUUACUCGUAAAGAAGCAUAAAUCAUGAGUCUUAUUGAUAUAUAGCAACGAAUUUAUGAAGGUAAAGAUUGGCACCGUUGAAAUUGGUUAAAUUUGACAUCGUGCAGAGACCAGAUAAAUAAAUAUACGGCACAUAUUGUCAAUCCUUACUCACGAAUCCAUAUUAACAACGUCAGUUCCUCUAACUUUCGAUGUAAAACCCCGCUAUAAAUCUUCACCUCUUUUUUUCGGUGCACCAGACGGAAUUGCGCAACUCCUCGGCAGAUCACCGAUAAAUCGAUGCAAAGACGUUUCAAGUAUGAUCAAAUCGCCAAUGCUGUUACUUGUAAUGGUCAUUUUUUCCCCUUUCUCGACUCUCUCUCUCAUUUUAUUUAUUCAUUCAUUCUCUCAUUCAUUCAUUUUUUUUAUUAUAAAAUUUAAAUUCAAGAUGAUUAUCUCUUUUCGGAAGCUUUAGCCUCGCAGUAGAAAGAUUGAAGAUGGUUUUCACCACUCCGUUGCAGAUAUUCAUCUGAAAGAACCGAAAGUUGAUGAAAUUAUCUUAAAAAUACAAUCCUGAAAUUUUCGAUGA
Bemisia tabaci is the source of this 3150-nucleotide messenger RNA. RefSeq lists its product as uncharacterized. The record is from RefSeq and is a predicted model, not a curated record. Lineage: Eukaryota; Metazoa; Arthropoda; Insecta; Hemiptera; Aleyrodidae.